Molecule: messenger RNA, 2462 nt
Organism: Rhineura floridana
Lineage: Eukaryota; Metazoa; Chordata; Lepidosauria; Squamata; Rhineuridae
Gene: UTP18
Product: UTP18 small subunit processome component
Exons: 14
Coding region: 395-2044 (549 amino acids)
Biological process (GO): rRNA processing
Cellular component (GO): Pwp2p-containing subcomplex of 90S preribosome; small-subunit processome
Molecular function (GO): protein binding
Source: RefSeq, a predicted model, not a curated record
CAUGUGAAAGAGGCGGAACUAGAGAAGUCACGUGAAAAUGAUUCUUAAGGGAAAUAGAGCGGAGGUAUAGAGAUAAAGAGAAAUGUUAAGUAGAACAUGUAAUUCUGGUCUCUAUUUGAUCACCAUGUGCAAAGGGGGCGGCGGGACAGGCCCAGUGCAGAAAGGCUGGUCAACCCACAGAUCUCUAUGGUGUUCUGUCUUGUUUCUUUGCCUCGCACGUUCAUUCGGGAACUAGCAAAGCCACGGCCGUUUCACUGAGUCCGUUGAGAGAGGAAGGAUGAAAGUGUUUGCACGCGUGUACCUAUAUGGUACUCAGCGUGAAGGACGUUUCCUGAUCACGUGAGCGGAGUUGUAUUUUCCGCUUCCGGUUUGUGGCCUGAAGGCAGAACGGAGCAUGGAGGCAAGACUUGUACCUCGCCGAGUUGCGAGGAUGGAGAGAAAGCGGCUUUGGGUCGGGGAGGGGUGGGCUGAAGCGGAUGAGAAGGACCAAGUCGAUCGCAUGGCGGCCGCUGGUGCCGCCGAGGAAGAGAUCAGUCGAGCUCAUCACUUGGCUCUUGUGGCGGAGAAGCCCGCGGCGGAGCGUGGCCUGGAGGAGCUGGUAUUCGGAGACGCGGAGGAAGGAGAAAGCUUGCUGCGGCGCUUGCAAGGCCCAUUCGCACAGGUAUUGGGCGGGAGCCUCUUUUGUUCUCAGGUUGGCAGUGUGGUCAGUGGGAAUCUCCUGGAAGAAGAGUCUGAUGACUCUGAAGUGGAGAAUGAAAUGGAAGACCUUCCAUGUAAAAAGCCAGCAUGGGUAGAUGAAGAUGAUGAAGAUGAGGAAAUUAUUGACAUGACCCAUCGAUAUCGGAAAAACAUGGUGAAAAGUGAUGCAGAAAAGAAGCUUAUAAAAGAAAAACUUCAAAGAAGACUUCAAGAACAAUUUCAUAGUGCAAUGGGAGCAACCCCUUCUUGGGCAGUGAGGAACUUGAAGAAGAAAGUAAGAAAAGACAUAAAUGAAGAUGAUAGUGAAGAAGAAGAAGAUGAUCUGUUACGCAAGACAGGCAAUUUUGUAACAGCUUCAGACUCUUUACCAAGAGGCAUUUUACAGAUGAAAAACUGCUUGCCUGCUAAUAACGAACGCCAGUCAGAUGCAAAACUGACAACUGUGCAGUUCCAUCCUUCUGCUCAAGUUGUUAUGACAGCUGGCCUUGAUCGGUCUGUAUCACUGUUCCAGGUGGAUGGUAUCACUAAUCCAAAGAUACAGAGCAUUCAUUUAGAAGGCUUUCCAGUGUACAAAGCAUGUUUCAGUGCAGAUGGAGAACAGGUUAUUGCCACUAGCGUACACAAGAAGUUGUUCUAUAUAUAUGAUAUGAUGGCUGGAAAAAUAAUUCCUAUAAACCAUAUCAGAGGUUUAGAGGAGAAGAUUGUCAGAAAAUUUGAGGUAUCUCCAGAUGGAAGAUUCCUGCUCUUUAGUGGGUCAUCAGGCUAUCUGCAUUUGGUAACAAUGAAGACGAAAGAGUUUGUUGGGAGCAUGAAAAUAAAUGGGAGGGCUGCUGAAUCAUAUUUCUGUCCAGACAGCAGCAAAGUCUUCACACAUUCUCUUGAGGGUGAAGUUUUCAUAUGGGAUGUAAAAAGUAGACGAUGUCUGAACAGAUUUACUGAUGAAGGAUGUCUGCGUGGUACAUCUAUUGCUGUCUCCAAAAACAACCAAUAUGUGGCAUGUGGUUCCAGUUCUGGAGUUGUGAAUGUGUAUGCCCAGGAUAAUUGUCUCAGAGAAACAAGUCCUAAACCUCUUAAAGCUAUAAUGAACUUAGUCACACCUGCUACAUCGUUAUCCUUCAAUUCCACAACUGAAAUAUUGGCAAUGGCUUCUAAUAAAAUAGAUGAGGCAGUAAAGCUGGUCCACAUUCCUUCAUUUACUGUAUUCUCAAAUUUUCCAGUAUUCAGAAGAAAACUAAUAUACUUAGCUAACUCCAUGGACUUCUCACCCAGAAGUGGAUAUUUUUCUAUAGCAAAUAGCAAAGGCAAAGCUUUAUUGUAUAGAUUGAAACACUACUCAGAUUUCUAAACUGACUACUUUAGACUGAGGAUGCAACUUUUUUAAAAAAAGGGUUGAUUUCCAACAUAAUGACUGAAUGGUACCAGCAAAUAUGGUCAACUGCAAUGGAAAACUAAAAGGGAUAAAAAUAACUUAAGACCAACUAAAGACAACUUCCAGGCAACAUAGUAUAGUUUCAUCAUCUAUGUGGCACAAGAAUAACAUCAUUGGAAACCACCGUUCAUGCAUGGAUGACUUUGGAGAGACUCCGUAAGAUAACUUUGAAAAGAACAGAAGAUACAUAUUAAAUAAUUGCAGCUGAUAUAAAUUGUGAUAUACUUGGAAAAUGUAACAUGACUCGUGCUUAAUUUUGUUACUUAUUAUGGAAGUUUUAUAUUGUGUUGAUUCUUGUAUGAAAAUGAAAUAAAAUACAUAUUUGUAAAAGGUG